This is a messenger RNA of Prinia subflava (tawny-flanked prinia), 643 nucleotides long. RefSeq names its product ER membrane protein complex subunit 4 (gene EMC4). Gene Ontology annotation, cellular component: EMC complex. The coding region runs from base 81 to 605 and encodes 174 amino acids. Gene Ontology annotation, biological process: protein folding in endoplasmic reticulum. The transcript is spliced from 5 exons. The record is from RefSeq and is a predicted model, not a curated record. NCBI's taxonomy places the organism in Eukaryota, Metazoa, Chordata, Aves, Passeriformes, Cisticolidae.
ACAACGGGAAAACGGGGUGGGCGCGUCUUGACGUCCCCCCACGUGACCGAUCACGUGCCUGCCCACGUGACGGCGCGGACAUGGCGGCGGCAGCGGCGCUCCGGAGCCGCCGGUUCAAGUGGUCGCUGGACCUGGGGGCGGCGCCGGGGGCACGGCCCCGUGGAGCCGCCGAGGGCCGCGGCCCGCUCGGGUUCGCUGACCGGCAGCUGGGGGAGGGCGGCGUCCACGAGAGCGACAAGAUCCUCAUGGAGAAGCGCUGCUGGGACGUGGCUCUGGCGCCGCUGAAGCAGAUCCCCAUGAACCUGUUCAUCAUGUACAUGGCCGGCAACACUAUCUCCAUCUUCCCGGCCAUGAUGGUCUGCAUGAUGGGCUGGCGCCCGCUGCAGGCCCUCAUGUCCCUGUCUGCCACACUGAAGGCCCUGGAGAGCUCAAGCCGUCGGGCACUGCAGGGUCUCGUGUUCCUGGUGGGCAACGGGCUGGGGCUGGCACUGGCCCUCUACAAGUGCCAGGCCAUGGGGCUGCUGCCCACCCGCCCUUCCGACUGGCUGGCCUUUGUCACCCCUCCGCAGCGAAUGGAAUUCACUGGAGGUGGCCUGAUCUUGUGACCCCCUGCGCCCACCCACCAAUAAAGGCAAUGGCAGGA